This is a messenger RNA of Colletotrichum godetiae, 459 nucleotides long. RefSeq lists its product as uncharacterized. Bases 1 to 459 code for a protein of 152 amino acids. NCBI's taxonomy places the organism in Eukaryota, Fungi, Ascomycota, Sordariomycetes, Glomerellales, Glomerellaceae. The record is from RefSeq and is a predicted model, not a curated record. The transcript has 2 exons.
AUGGCUGCAUGCAAGCUCGAGCUCAUGCAUGAUGCAGAGUACAAAGGCAAGGGGACUGGACGUAAAUUGCAUGUCUCGUUCCUCGCCUUGGCAACCAAGACGAAAAAAGUACCCUUUCACCCUAUCGCCAACAACCCAGUACCGGUAGUGGCCGAGUAUCAAUAUAUGAAGAAGGCUACGACCAGUGGUGUCUCAUGCGGGCCCACCUGGGCACCCUCCUUGGAUGCAGAAGAAGCACUUCUUCCUCGCCCUGCCUCCACGGCAGCCCUGCACACACAUUUAAGCCAUUCACCGUGUUUCACGCCGAUCUUUCGAGACAACUCAAAGCGCACCGAAAGAACCACGUUCCGAGUCUGGUGGCACCAAUAUGCCUACCCGUACUUUAGGCAAGGCAGUUACCCAUUGCCGAGUAGCACAACUCAGCGCAUGUGCGAGACCAGAGGCCACAGAAUGGUGUAA